ACUCUGUUCCAGUUAACGCAGCUGUCUCACAGAGGGAGUAGAUCAAUCCCUGCUUUUAUUUUUCUUCGCAGGCGAGCGCAGUUGAGCACAAAAACAAACUUGAACCGGGCGAGCGGUGAGUCAACAUUUGCAUUCACAUGCUUGCAUGGAGCGGAGAAACUGAGAGAGAGCUGCUCCAAAGAGAUCCCUAUCUUUCACAUUCCCCUUUGUUUAAAAAGGGACGGGCUCUGCUGCUGCUGCUGCUGCUGCUGCCGCAAAGAAGAAGAAGAAGAAGAAAAACAACCAUUUGGAAAUUAAGUUGUGCGUCAGUGAGUGCGCACUUUACGCACUGGGAGGGCGCACCAUGAAACUUUGAGAUGAUUUACCUAGUCUUGCCUGCGCUCUCUUUGUUAGGGAAUACCUGUGUUGUUGUUGUUGUUGUUGUCGUCGUCGUGGUGGACUCUUCAGGACUCGUCGCGGACAUGGUUCGAGGCUAAAAGAAACUUAAAAGCGCAAAAGAAAACCAGGAGGAGGGAGAAGAACCGGAGACGGCAUGGGGGCCAAACCGAGCAGCCCAGUGUUUGAUGGCAGAACUCGUGCUUAUUCCAGCUCCGACUUGCCAUCUGGAAACUCUAGCGGCGGGGAGAGGAUUGCGGGGUUCAGGUACACAAAUGGACCAGAUGGACCCAGUAUCCGUUACACUAGUGGAGGGCCGACCAGUAUACCGGCCGGCGGCAGGUCAGGGUCACAUGUCCUGAACCAGAGCCUGGAUGGCACGGACGGGGACAUCGAAGGACAGCUGUCUCCAGAGGGCCACAGACUGCUCAUUGGGUCGUUGCCAACCCACCUGUCCCCUAGCCUGCUGGGAGGUUUCCACUGUCCCCUCUGCUCCAAGUUCAUGGCAUCUGAUGAAAUUGAGAAGCAUCUGCUCAUGUGUUUCAGCAAAACACGCCUCACCUACAACAAGGACAUCCUGUCCAGAGACUCUGGGGAAUGUGCUAUAUGUUUAGAUGAGCUGGAGCAGGGAGACACCAUUGCCAGGCUGCCCUGCCUCUGUAUUUAUCAUAAGGGGGGCAUAGACGAGUGGUUUGAGAUGACCCGCUCUUGGCCAGAGCAUCCCGCAGAAUAGAAGCUCAGAGAGUAACAUUUCAAUAUAGGUGUGGUCGGUCCUGCCCCCUUAACCUCACCCAAUCCUGUUUGUGUGAAAUGAGCGUCCAUGCUCUUCAGGAACUUUAGGACAUUCUUAAGUGCAAGAUUUUUUUUUCUUACAUCCUUGUGGAUGUAAUGGAUAUGUUUGUUUGUUUUUUUUUCUCAGAACCACUGGUUGAGACACUGUCUCCAAAUUUAUGUGAAUGUUUCUUAUACCACCUGCUGAAUUCAAGAGGGUUUGUGCAACAGGAGGACUGAUCGGAGCCAAACAGACUGUGGUUUUGUAGCAGAGGACCUUUAUGUUCCACAUGGUGGAGGAAUCUCUGCUCAGGAGGUUUUUUUGGGUUGUUGCCUGUUUCAAAGGCUGGAUCGAGUGGCUAAAGGCUGAUGUUUUUCAAUGUGAAAAAACAGCCAUUGUCAAUGAGAGAAGCCCUUAUCUGUUUCAAGGGACGAUCAUAGUGUAGCUAGGAAGUAAAUCUUUAUGUUGUUUGAAAAUUGGUUAUCUCUACUGUUUGUUAAACAAUCAUGUGAGCUGAAGACCAAACAGUCUAACAUGAAACUGUCAGUCUUGGUUAAUCAUUUGGCUUAUCAAAACCAUACUUCUGUGAUUGUGUAGUUUAGUGGUUAAAAAAAUAUGAAUAAGUGAAGACAUACAUAAUUGUGAUGAUUCACGCUCUAUCAGAGUGCCAUAAUACGCUGCUAUGCCAUAGACAGGGAAGUUUUCCUAUAACCUUUGAACCUUUGUAUUUGUACUGUAAAGGAUUGCACAAUAAUAAAUGUUUUGUCUUUGUGUCUC
Messenger RNA from Cynoglossus semilaevis (tongue sole), 1924 nucleotides. Its product is annotated as E3 ubiquitin-protein ligase znrf2-like. Lineage: Eukaryota; Metazoa; Chordata; Actinopteri; Pleuronectiformes; Cynoglossidae. Gene Ontology annotation, molecular function: ubiquitin protein ligase activity. The record is from RefSeq and is a predicted model, not a curated record. The transcript has 4 exons. The coding region runs from base 533 to 1108 and encodes 191 amino acids. Gene Ontology annotation, cellular component: membrane; cytoplasm; intracellular membrane-bounded organelle. Gene Ontology annotation, biological process: proteasome-mediated ubiquitin-dependent protein catabolic process; protein K48-linked ubiquitination.